Molecule: messenger RNA, 288 nt
Organism: Prunus armeniaca (apricot)
Lineage: Eukaryota; Viridiplantae; Streptophyta; Magnoliopsida; Rosales; Rosaceae
Source: the annotation of a GenBank genome assembly
AUGGAGAGUACAGAUGAGUUUGAUGAUGUUCGGCAAGACGAAAUCAACCUUGCAGAAGCUGCGGGGGAGAGAAAAACAUUACCAGUCUACUCAUAUCGUGAUGAGUUACUCCAAGCAGUUGAAAAACAUCAGGUUCUUGUUAUUGUUGGUGAAACUGGAUCAGGAAAAACUACACAGAUACCCAAUAUCUACAUGAGGCUGGAUGCACAAAGCGGGGCAAGAUUGGGUGCACGCAGCCAUGGCGAGUUGCUGCUAUUCUCAAGAAAUGGGCGUCAAGCUUGGACAUGA